AGCUAUGGUGGCCGAGUUAUCAAGUUUUGUCAAAAUGCACAUUCAUUUUGACGUUUUAUCAUAAUAUAACAAAUUUAUCUGCAAUAUGACAAUGUCUGAAGAAAGAGCUAAGCACUUAGAGCUUGCCGGAGUCGUCAAAAGUGUGCACGCCCACCUGAGAAGAGAAUAUAAGCGAAGAAAAGAUGAUGUGAAUGAUCUUUGGAAGGAACACACAGAGAAGACACACAUCCUCAAGGAUUAUGCAUCAGCGAUGCAUAAGCUAGCGACAAAUCAUUGGGAAAAAAGUGAUGGGACUCGUAUAGACUGGUGUCGUGAUAUGUGUCUAGAGUAUUUCUAUGGUGGACUCCUGAAAACUGUCUUGGAAAAGGAGAAACGAAGAGCUCUGUAUCGAACAGAUAGAACAGGUCAUCAAGGACAGGGCAACAGUGUUCAAGACCUCCCGGUAGAAACUGUGGAAACAGGAGAUGGAGAUACGCGAUUGACUCCUGGUCUGGAACAUAUUGCUGAUUGGUCUUCAAUUGAAAGAGACGAUUUGCCCGAUGGUUGUGUGUCGCAGCGGGAAGGUUGUCCCGACGGUUCUGUUAAUGAAAGGGAUGGAUGUCCUGAUGGAUCUGCGAAUGAACGCCCGAUGCCAGAUGGGUCAGUGAACUAUCGAGAUGGUCAGACUCAAACGUUGCCAAAUAUAUCGGGGCUGCAGAGCUCAAGGAAAUGUGUCGAGUUACCAUUUGAAGGCCCCAUAUUCCUCCUAGAUGUUGGUAGUUGUUACAACCCAUUUCAACAUUUUGAAGAAUUCUGUGUUACUGCACUGGACUUGCAUCCAGCCACAGAGAGUGUGCUCCAAUGUGAUUUCUUGGAUUGUGGUGUAUUGGACAGGCUCCUGGACACAUCUGGAAUAGCGAAAGACAUUAGUGGUUGCCAUAGCAAUGGCACUUCUGGUAUCCAAGGUGAUAGUGCUACUGGGGGUAACCAAAGGAACGGUGCAGUGGGUUGCCCUAGUGAUAGUGAUACAGACUGUGAUUUUCACCCCCGGAUGCUGAAAAGCCCAGUGACUCAGUUGCUGAGAAUGUCCUACGAUGUUGUUGUCUUCUCAUUACUGUUAGAGUAUUUACCAUGCUGUAAGCAGCGCUUCACAUGCUGCCAAAAAGCCUGGGAUUUGCUACGUUUAAAUGGCCUCUUUCUUGUGAUUACACCUGAUUCUCAUCGGCAACAUCGCAACGCUGGGAUGAUUAAAAGUUGGAAGCAGUGUUUAGAAGGGAUUGGUUUUCAGUGCAUUCGCUACCUCAAACAGGAACACAUUCAUUGUAUGGCAUUUAGACGGUUGGAGUAUGGUUCAGAGCGAAGAGAGCAGCCUGAUAUGCUCUAUAUUCCACAAGAUUUCCAUGGCGAUGCGGAGGAGAUGGAGGGGCAGACAUCUAUUCAGUAUGAUCCUGAUGACAUUGCCAGAGACUAUUUGCAGCUGCCAAACUUUACUCCUUUAUGAGAAAGAUAACACCUCAUUAAAAUAUCAAUACUGCCCAUUAUAUUUUAUGUCAGCUUUUCUGAUCAGUCUUUUGAAAUGAGAUAUUUGUUAGCGGAGGGUUCUACUGCUGUGUUCAUUAUUACCAUACUAAAGCUAUGUGAAAAUAAACCAUUAUGUUAUAU
Messenger RNA from Lineus longissimus, 1641 nucleotides. RefSeq names its product S-adenosylmethionine sensor upstream of mTORC1-like. The coding region runs from base 86 to 1480 and encodes 464 amino acids. NCBI's taxonomy places the organism in Eukaryota, Metazoa, Nemertea, Pilidiophora, Heteronemertea, Lineidae. The transcript is spliced from 4 exons. The record is from RefSeq and is a predicted model, not a curated record. Gene Ontology annotation, biological process: negative regulation of TORC1 signaling.